Molecule: messenger RNA, 1401 nt
Organism: Caenorhabditis elegans
Lineage: Eukaryota; Metazoa; Nematoda; Chromadorea; Rhabditida; Rhabditidae
Gene: wdr-31
Product: WD_REPEATS_REGION domain-containing protein
Exons: 6
Coding region: 51-1187 (378 amino acids)
Source: RefSeq, marked reviewed
CCCCCGGUUUUGUUGUUUAAUUUUCGAUUUGACCUAAUUUCCAGCCAACUAUGGAGAAAUUUGGGAAGCUUGUGCACUAUGUGCAGCACAAGAUCUCCGGCACCUACACACAGAUCAGCACUUUGGACCCGAACGAGACGGUCGUUAAUCAACUCCAACGAUCCCGCUCCACCCACGGAAAGAUCGCGAAGCCGAUGGUCGGUCGUGCUGGCCACGUCGACACCGUGAACAACCUGACCGUAAUCCGCGCCGGGAUGAUAUUGUCAGGCGGGAAGGAUGGACGGGCGGUCCUGACAAACACCGACAGUGGCGAGAUCCAUAAUAUGUGGUCCAACUCGUGCGAGAUCAAUAAGAUCUGCUACCGUAACUUUAUCGCCAAGCACUCACUGAUUGCUGCGGGCAGGAAUGGGACUCUGACCCAUUGGAUGUUCAACCACGAGCCUGGGGAUCUUCCGAACGUGGUUUUCGAUGGACACAAGUUCGGGGUGACCGGCGUUGUUAGUAUUAAUGAAAACCAAUUUAUGAGCGGAUCCCGUGACUGUUCUGUGAAGAUCUGGGAUCUAGAAUCCGCGAAAUGUGUACGCACCCAGACCAUCAAUCGUAACCUCGUCACCCAUAUGGCCUACAACGGAAACUUGGUGGCUCAGACGUCGGAGGACAAGAGCGUCAGGUUGUGGGAUCCGCGUAACGCGUCAGUGGUGACCGAAUUCCCGCGAAAACGGCACAUUCAGAUGUUCUGCGAGUUUGACGGUGCGAAUCGAUUCUUCUCCUGCUCAAACGGGUUCAACAAUGACGGGUGUGAGAUUACGUCCUACGACGUCCGCAACCCCCGCCAGUCCAGAGAAGCCCGCGGUCACGAGGGCAACGUCACCUCGCUCUCCAUAGUGCAAAUGGACCAGACCAAGCGGCUCCUAGCUUCAGUCUCGGCUGACAGGCAGAUCAGGCUAUGGAAGAUUGAAGAGGACGGGCAGGCUGUGCUAAAACCAAUCUGGAACGAGGACGUGCCACUGGAAGCGGAUAAUCUUCAAGUCUGCAGCUAUCCGGAUGGACACAUAAUUGUGUCGGGUGGCAAAGGCCGUCUCAUCCACUAUCAGGCGAAGCUCACGGCGCAGCGUGUCAUCCUAGACGUCCAGCUCAUCCAGCAGCACAGUAUGGCCAUGUCGGGAAGCUCCCACGCACUUCACUAAUUUUUUUUGAUCAUCUGACAUUUCUGUACACUUUGUAGAUUUCUUUCCAUCUCGCUCUGUGAUCUCUUUUUCCGCGCCCUCACCCCCGUUCCUGUCUCCCCGUGUAAUUUUGUACGAGCUGAGCCAAUUUGGGCUCCGAUUUUUCUUAUCAUCUUCUCCUAUAUGAAUAUUUGGAAUAUUUUGGUACAUAUAUUAAUGAAUGAAAAUUCUGGAA